This is a messenger RNA of Mercurialis annua (annual mercury), 2163 nucleotides long. RefSeq lists its product as uncharacterized. Bases 1 to 2163 code for a protein of 720 amino acids. NCBI's taxonomy places the organism in Eukaryota, Viridiplantae, Streptophyta, Magnoliopsida, Malpighiales, Euphorbiaceae. The record is from RefSeq and is a predicted model, not a curated record. The transcript is spliced from 4 exons.
AUGAGUUUACUAAGUGAUUCAGCAAAAGGAACACUGAAGGCUCUUGUGCACUAUGAUGGAGUAUGGGAUGAGCAUUUUAAUUACUCCAACUACAAGAUGAAAGGAAUACUGAUAAGGGAAAACACAACCUUUGAAGAAAUUAAGGAAUUGAUAGCAGGUAAACUAGAGGUAAACAGUUGGGAAACCAAAAUGGAAAUCAGAUUUCAGUUAGAAAGCAACUACCAAACUUUACAAAUUGAAGAUAAUGUCAGCCUGCAAUUCUACAUUGAAAUGAAAAAAGAUGAACCGCGAGUAACCAGUUUUCCAUUAUGUGUUACAACAAACAAAUUUGAAGGUCAGCCACAAAUACAAAAUAUCAACAGUGAAGCUUCUAUUGGAAUUAUUGAAGAACAAUUUGUGGAUACAACGUCUAGUAGUGGCACUGCAAUUGAUAUUAUAAAAUAUGCAGAAAUAUUAUACAACCAGACAAGAAAAGAAGAUGAGGAAGCUGAAAGUAAACCACAAGAAAUCAACAUCGUCACUGAUCCAAAAAUAACAGAAAUCUAUGUUGGACAGAUCUUCAAAGACAAAAAAACUAUGAAGACAAGUUUCUGUUUCUACACGAUUGCUAACCAAUUUCAGUAUAAAGUUAGUAAGUCUUGCAAAAGAGAAUAUAUAGUCAUUUGCAUUGAUGAAGAUUGCAGGUGGACAGUGAGAGCUUCAAGAGAUGGAAAGACAAAUAUGUUUGUGAUUAGAAGAAUGAUAAACAUCCACACAUGCCCACCAAAUAUAAGAAUGGAUGACAAAAGGCAAGCAACAGCUUCAAUAAUAGGGGAACAUAUAAAAAUGAAGUUCUUGGAUAUAAAAACAAUCUAUACUCCAGCUGAUAUUAUUGCAGAUAUUCAGAGAGAUUUUGGGAUUGUUUUGAGUUACAAUAGGGCAUGGAGGUCAAAAGUAAAGGCACUAAACCAAAUUAGAGGUAGUCCGCGCGACUCGUAUUCAAUUUUGCCUGGAUAUUUGCACAUGCUUCUACAAACUAAUCCAGGAUCAGUUGUAGAUCUUCAUACAACUGAUGAAAACAAAUUUGAAUAUAUGUUUAUGGCUCUAGAUGCUUCUAUUAAAGGUUGGAGAUACUGUAGACCAAUAAUUGUAGUAGAUGGAACAUUUUUGAAGUCGAACUACGGUGGAACAUUAAUAACAGCAAGUACACAAGACGGAAAUGGUAAGAUUUUCCCCCUUGCUUUUGCAGUUGUUGAUUCCGAAAAUGAUGAUUCCUGGGAAUAUUUUUUUUUAAAAUUGAAAGAAGCAUUUGGUGGAAGAAAUGGGCUGUGUAUUGUUUCAGAUAGGCAUUUGAGUAUAUUGAAUGGGGUCAAAAAGGUUUUUCCUGAAGCAAGUCAUGCAAUAUGUAUGUACCAUUUGCUAAGUAACAUCAAAUCAAAGUUCAAACACGAUCCGGAUACAUUGAGAGACUGUUUCUAUGGAGCUGCAAGAUCAUACACAACUAAGGGAUUUGACUACUACAUGAAAGAGCUUGAUGCCAUUAAUGCCGGAAUUCGAAAGUACCUAACAGAUAUUGGGAUCGAGAAGUGGGCAAGAGCACAUUGUAAAGCUAAUAGGUACUCGACAAUGACAUCGAAUAUCGCCGAGUCUUUGAAUGCAGCAAUCAAAGCAGCUAGGGAAUUACCAAUAACAACGCUCCUUGAAAGUUUGAGGCGUUUGAUGCAAGAAUGGAGUUAUGCUAACAGAAAUAUUGCAAUUUGUACAUUUACUAAGCUGACAAACAAAGCAGAACAUGAACUCAGAAAUCACUAUGCAUCAUCUUUAAGAAUGAAGGUAAAUUUUCAAUUACAAUUUCAAUUGGAUGAAAUGCCAUGUCCACAUGCUAUUGCUAUAUUAAGCAAACUACACCAAGAACCAUAUCAAUACUGCUCAGACUUUUUCACUAAAGAAAAUAUGCUUGCCACAUAUGAAGGAGUUGUCUAUCCAAUGCCUAGCCAAAAUAAUUGGGAUUUACCUGCCAAUGUUGAAAGUAUGGAAGUUCUUCCGCCAAUAGGAGCAAUUCCAGCAGGAAGACCAAAGAAAAGAAGAAUCACGGCACCAAAUGAAAUAAAGAAGACAAAUCAGUGUGGAAGAUGCAAACAAAGAGGACAUAAUAAGAAGACAUGUAAAAAUAUACCAAAAUAA